AUGGCUCCCAAGGUUGCAAUCGUCUACUACUCCAUGUACGGCCACAUCCAGGCCUUGGCCGAGGCCGAGAAGAAGGGCAUUGAGUCCGCUGGUGGUGAGGCCGAGAUCUUCCAGAUCGCUGAGACCCUCAGCGAGGAAGUCCUGACCAAGAUGUACGCUCCUGCCAAGGCCAGCUACCCCAUUGCUGAGCCCUCUGACCUCCUUGCCUUCGACGCCGUUCUGUUCGGUAUCCCCACCCGUUACGGUAACUUCCCCGCUCAGUGGAAGACCUUCUGGGACAAGUCCGGUGGCAUUUGGGCCACUGGUGGCUUCUGGGGCAAGUACGCCGGUCUCUUCAUCUCCACCGGUACCCAGGGUGGUGGUCAGGAGUCCACUGCUCUUGCCUCCAUGAGCACCCUCACUCACCACGGCUUCAUCUACGUUCCUCUGGGCUACAAGACCGUCUUCGCCCAGCUGAGCAACUUGGACGAGAUCCACGGUGGUAGCCCCUGGGGUGCUGGUACCUUCGCUGGUGCCGACGGUUCCCGCAAGCCCUCCGCCCUUGAGAUCGAGAUUGCCACCGCUCAGGGCAAGGCUUUCUACGAGACCGUUUCCAAGGUCCAUACCGAGUCGAAGCCGGAAAGUUCGACUCCUGCUGCUGGGGCGGCCGCUCAAAAGACCGAGCAGCCUUCCAAGGCGCAGCAGGGUUCUCAGGAGCCUGCCAAAAAGGAAAAGAGCAAUGAGGGGCCAUGCGGUUUGCCCAAGAACUGUACCAUUCUUUGA
This is a messenger RNA of Penicillium vulpinum, 762 nucleotides long. It is a transcript of the gene pst2, whose product is annotated as putative NADH-quinone oxidoreductase Pst2. Lineage: Eukaryota; Fungi; Ascomycota; Eurotiomycetes; Eurotiales; Aspergillaceae. The record is from RefSeq and is a predicted model, not a curated record. Gene Ontology annotation, molecular function: FMN binding; NAD(P)H dehydrogenase (quinone) activity. The coding region runs from base 1 to 762 and encodes 253 amino acids. The transcript has 5 exons.